AUGGGCAGCCCAGCGCUCUGGUUUAGGACAAUCCUCCAGGGCCCGAAGACCGAGACCCCGAAUGUCGAAAGUCACGAGGAUGACCCCGGUCAGGAGCCCGCUUCUCCUGCCCCAAGCUCCGUCACAAAAUCUUCGACCAGUCUAUCUGCUUCUGUGACUGGUAGCAAUGAGGGCCUCUCAACUGGGCUCACUACUCCAGAUGUGGACGGGGUCAUAUCAAAGGCACUUGGGGAGCAGGAGGCCUCUCAGCCAGUGCUAAGAUCUCAAGCUCCCCUAGACGCAAAGCUGAGCAAGGAAGAGGAGUUUGGAGACAUGUUUUGGAACGCAGUCAAUGAGCGACAUGAAGAAGUGAAUGACGAGACGCCUGUAGCCACCGGAAAGAAAGAGUUGACAGCCCAGGGAACCGAGACGGAAUCCGAUGGUACGACUCCCGAUUUGCUAACCACAGGCCGCCCGAUAUGCGCGGAAACACCUUGCCAGGCCCUUGACGAUGACGGUGCAUUAGAAGAGGAUAGCCCUCAGCCCGAUGAAGUAUCUAGCCCCGCAUAG
Molecule: messenger RNA, 549 nt
Organism: Parascedosporium putredinis
Lineage: Eukaryota; Fungi; Ascomycota; Sordariomycetes; Microascales; Microascaceae
Source: the annotation of a GenBank genome assembly